AUGCCCCAUUCAUUUGACUGGGUUUGCAAGGAUAUCGUCAAAAAGCUUCAAGGAAAAGAUCUGAAGCCUGUCGGACGUUUGUCAGAUGCGAUGAAGUUCCGCCAGUUUGAGAUACUGCAGAAGAAUCCUCAGUCGCUGUUUUUUGAAUAUGAAGAUACUCCAGUUGGAUCUUCUCUUCUGCAGAUCUUAGAGCCAAAUUGUCCAGUCCCAGGAAUACCUGAAGUGUCAACUCCCAUCCCCCUCAAACACACUGUAUCCUGGAAACUGAAGGCUAACAUGGGUGUUGCAGAAGGAAGUGUUUCAGCAGAGUUAGUUCAGUCCUGUGGAUACGACAUCGAGGUUUGGUGUACUAGCAUCCCAGAUUCAAAACUGGAAAGUCCUCAAAACAGGAAACUGCUGGACUGGGAGCCAUCAUUUGUGAAAGAUUGCCAGAUGGGAAUGAAGGACCUGUAUGUGGUGACAGAGGCCUUUGAAGUGACCAAGGAUGCUGUGCUGGAAGACAGUAGCAGUGUAGACCUUUCAGGAAAAGUGGGCAUCCCCCAGGUUGUCAAGGUAUAG
This is a messenger RNA of Peromyscus maniculatus bairdii (prairie deer mouse), 558 nucleotides long. Lineage: Eukaryota; Metazoa; Chordata; Mammalia; Rodentia; Cricetidae. The record is from RefSeq and is a predicted model, not a curated record.